AUGAUACGGCCAUGGAGGCUUGAAGAUCCGGGGAUUUAUCAUCUAAUAGGAGUCGGAGGUCUUGUUGGUCUCGUUAACGCUUUCUUCCGUUUUUUGGUCACUCCUGUUGCGCUACAACGUGUUCCGCGGUCGACCAUCGCAAUGGCGCAAAACUUCGAACAUCCAUUCCAAGGCCUUCAAUUCGUCCAGAGGGUAUCCGGAGGUCCUAGGGAUGUACUCGUAGCAUCUUCCGGCGCGAAGCUUUAUACCUUCUCCGUGGACUCUGGGCAGCGCCUCUCCGUCUGGCCGCAAGACGGUGCGGACACUUCUACCGCCAACGAGGCUGGAUCUAACCCGGAGAAUGAAGGUCCUCCUGAAAAGAAGCGAAAGGUUGACCCCGAGGAGAAGAAGGUCACUGCAGCACCUGAGAAGAAGAAAACCGCUGCAUGGUCGCAUAUCCCUAUCCUAACUUCCACGCCUGACGGCGAGUAUGUGGUUGCGUUGACCGCCGAAGACAAAUGCAUUCGUGUAUUCCAGAUCGAGGCAGAGGGCACCUUCCUGGAACUCAGCUCGAGACCAAUGCCCAAGCGGCCAUGCUCCAUCACAUUCAUGGACAACAACGAGAUCCUGCUUGGAGACAAGUUCGGAGACGUUUACUCCAUGCCAUUAAUACCUAGCGCUGAGCCGCGCAUCUCGAAAGCAGCAAGGGAGCACCAGAAACGAAUUGCAGCAACAAAUCUCACCGUGCACACCCAGCGGAACCUCAAAUCACUAGAGAUGCAAAAGCAGCAAGCCGCCAAGAAGGCCGCCGCAAAGGCCGACAAGGCCCCAGAAGACGGGCCCUCUUUCGAACACCAGCUGCUCCUUGGCCACGUUUCUCUGCUUACGGAUGUAGCGUUCGUUUCUCUCCCCUCGCCUGACCCCUCAUCAAACCGGAAGCGAGGUUACAUCCUCAGCGCCGAUAGGGACGAGCAUAUCCGUGUCUCUCGCGGGCCACCGCAGGCGCACGUCAUUGAGAACUACUGCCUCGGGCAUAGCUCGUUCAUCAGCAGCCUCUGCAUUCCACAAUGGGCACCCGAGAUUCUGAUAUCGGGCGGCGGCGACCCAUACCUUCUCGUAUGGAACUGGACAGCCGCUCAUGUCCUGCACAAGGUGCCUCUCGUGGAAGAGACAGGUGAAGGCAAAGACGUCGCGGUUCGCAGUAUUUGGGCUUCGUCAUUCAAUUUGGAUUCCUCAGACCCCACCGGACUCAUCCUUGUCGCUCUCGAGGGGUACGUACCUACCCUCGAUUCCGAAGAAUACUCAUCUAACAAUUCCAGCUCUCCCACCCUUCUAUCGUUCACCCUCUCCUCAGACAGCAAACUCAUCAAGCAAAAACCCCUAACAAUAACCGGCAACGUCCUCGACGUUCAGCCCCACCCAUUGGACAACACCCUCCUCGUCUCCGUCGACAGCAUCCGCGAACCCGGCUCAACGCAGGACUGGCGAUCUGCACCUGCGUCCUCUCAGACUCUUCUCGAGGCAUUCACGCUCAAGCAAGGAGGCCAGAUGCUGGAAUGGGAGUCCGCCCCGAGUGCGUUUACUGAUAGUAUAAAUGCCGCGGGGACAUCGAUUGUUUCCGCCGGUGCGGACAAGAAGGCGCAGACGGUGUUGAAUACCUCGCUUUAUGGGUUGGAGAAUCUGAGGAAGAAGACGUAUGGGGAUGAUGAUGUGGGGAGUAUAUUGUAG
Molecule: messenger RNA, 1707 nt
Organism: Aspergillus calidoustus
Lineage: Eukaryota; Fungi; Ascomycota; Eurotiomycetes; Eurotiales; Aspergillaceae
Source: the annotation of a GenBank genome assembly